This is a messenger RNA of Plasmodium vivax (malaria parasite P. vivax), 1143 nucleotides long. RefSeq names its product splicing factor, putative. Gene Ontology annotation, molecular function: pre-mRNA 3'-splice site binding; poly-pyrimidine tract binding. Gene Ontology annotation, cellular component: U2-type prespliceosome; nuclear speck; commitment complex. The transcript has a single exon. The record is from RefSeq and is a predicted model, not a curated record. NCBI's taxonomy places the organism in Eukaryota, Apicomplexa, Aconoidasida, Haemosporida, Plasmodiidae. Bases 1 to 1143 code for a protein of 380 amino acids.
AUGAUGUCUAGUAGACUCAACCGAAACUUGUCCUCCUCCCAUGAGAGGUCCCGAUCGAGAGAGAGGAGAAGAAGGAAGUUACAAGCAGAAUGCAUAAAAAAAGCGGGAGGAUUUAAAAAACUGGCAGACAUGGAAGGGCACGAAACAACGAGCGUCUUCUGGGAUGGGUUCCAAUGGGUAGCCAAAACGAACCAGUCAUGUACCACCCACUUAGAUCCUGCCGUGAUGAAUUCUACGAGGAAGUUGAGGCGACUUUACUUUGGUAAUCUGCCCCUCCAUCUAGGGUUAACAGAAAAUGAUUUCCAAGAAAGCGUCUGGGAUGAAAUGAAGAAAAGGAAGUUUUGUAACGACGAAAAGAUUAACCCCGUUCUGUAUGUUUGGUUUGCCAAGGAUAAGGGCAACUAUGGGUUCGUUGAGUUUUCUACUGUAGAAGAAACGGAGAGGGCCUUGACGAUGGACGGCAUGCUCUGCAAGGGGGUCGCUCUGAAGGUCUCCAGGCCCAACGACUACUCCACCAACACGGUCAAGCACAACCAGCCGGCGCUCCUCCAGGGCGUGGCCCUGGCCAGCGGUGUUAGCGGUGUUAGCGGCGUUGGCGGUGUUAGCGGUGUUAGCGGUGUUAGCGGCAUGGUUAGCGGCAUGGUUAGCGGCGUGGUUAGCGGCGUGGUUAGCGGUAUUGGCGGCGUUGGCGGCGUUGGCGGCGUUGUUGGAGUGCACGGCAAGCCGCCCCCCCCGCCGGGGGCACCCCCCCCAUCCGUGCUGAGGGAGCCAGUCGACCCUGCGCACGAUCAAAGUGACCUCGAGACCAAGUACCUGCGCGUCCUAGAAAUCGUCUCCGAAGAAUCAGUCAGAAACGAAGAUCCUUCGGCUCUUCUGGAGGACAUCAAGGAAGGCUUCCACUCCCAGGGAAUUAUAAUAGAGGCCAUCUUAAUAACCCCCAAGUAUGCUCAGCUGACUCCCUUCAGCAUUGGAGAUGUGCUGAUCGAAUUUGAAAGCGCUUCCUCUGUCGACAGCAGCAUUGCAAAUAUGUCCAACCGCAAGUAUGAGGGCAGGGUCAUUCGAAUGGCCAAGCUGGACCAGGCCACGUACGACCAGCACGUCAGGCCCAUCAUCCGGGACCUCUACGAGCAAAAUGGGAUCUAG